Malassezia vespertilionis is the source of this 1776-nucleotide messenger RNA. RefSeq lists its product as uncharacterized. The transcript has 2 exons. Gene Ontology annotation, molecular function: chromatin binding; RNA polymerase II complex binding. Lineage: Eukaryota; Fungi; Basidiomycota; Malasseziomycetes; Malasseziales; Malasseziaceae. The coding region runs from base 1 to 1776 and encodes 591 amino acids. Gene Ontology annotation, biological process: transcription elongation by RNA polymerase II. The record is from RefSeq and is a predicted model, not a curated record. Gene Ontology annotation, cellular component: Cdc73/Paf1 complex.
AUGGCGGCGAGAAGAAAGCGCGAUCUUGUGGAAAGGGUGCGCUAUCCCAACCCGAUUCCAGAUCUUCCCUUUGCGCCCAAACUGAUCCGCGUCGCAGCGCCAGAGCCAAACUAUACGUCGCCCGUGUAUGCCCAGCGCAUCGCCGAGUCGCAGCAGUUGCCUGUCGCCGUCGACGCGGAGGCUGGCAUGCCGCUGGACUUGGCCAGGAUCGAAUACUUGUGGCUUGAGAAUGGAAAGCUGCCUGCGGGCGCGACGGAUGCGCUCGACAUGGACGCACUCGACCCCGACGAUGCAUUCCUGCUCUCGGAGCAAGUCGCUGCGCAUCCUGUCGCCGCCGCUGAUACAUUGCCGGGCUCGUAUGCCGCUGCGAAGGCGAACGAAGUGACAUGGCUGCGCCGUACUGAGUACCUUGGUGCUGAGCAGCGCAAACAGCGCGCGCACGCGCAGCCUGUACAGCGACUCGACACGUCGCGUGCGGCGCAAAUUGCGCGCAUCGAAGAGAGUUUUGUCGCGGCGAAUACCGCUCUCGAUACGCUCACGCACCCCAGCAAGCCCGGCGUGCACGCGGUAGAUGCGUACGAACUGCUCCCCGACCCCGAGACGUGGGCAUCGAGUUUCCAGGUAGUCCGCUUUACCAGUGCGCUCGGGCGCAUGUCGCAAGGCGCCCCGGACGACGAUGUGCGCAUGCGCACGGCGGUGCUGCGUCCUGUAACAGACGCCGUCUCUGGGCAGCAGCGUGUAUCGAUGUACCUUGCUUGUGCGGACGAGCUGCCGCAGUAUACAAACAGCGAGGAGGAUCAGCCGCAGCCGACAUGGGACAGCGCAACAGCCCAGCGCCGCGAGAAUCUUGGAUCUCUGCGGUACGAAAAGCGGCGCAGACUAGGCACGUUUCCGCGCGUCCCGUGGCUCGAGCAGGAGGAUGCAAGUGGCGACGCGAACGAGUACGCAACCGGCUUCCGCCAUGCGCGCGACUUGGAGCCCGUCGAACAGGUUUCGUCGGCUGCGAAUCAGCUGGUCCUUGUCCUGGACGACAAUAUUCCAGACCCUGCGCCGCAGCUGGACGAUGUCUCUGUGAGCGGCACGAUUGCCGAGCAGCUCGGAAAAGAAGACGAUCUGUUUGGCGACGAAAUGCGCGCGGCGCCGCCCAAAGAUGCCGCACCGACCACCACGCUUCCUCCGCAGUCCGCGCCGCAGCGUGCGCGGCAAGAAAGUGUAUUGCCGUCGGCACUUGGACGCAAAGCCGCAUACUACCACCGCGUGGAUAUGCGGUAUGCGCUCCGUAUCCGUCGGCAGCGGCGCGCCGAGCAGCAUCUCGCCGUGCCCUACGAAGGAUUUUGGCACCGCAUUAUUCUCGGCAAUCGUUCCCCGACAGAGCGCGAAGUGUGCAAAGAGCUGCAUGCGCGCCAGGCUGUAGACAAGGUCAAUCUCGACGGCGUAGAGUACGCAUCAAGCGACGAGGAGGCGGAGGACGUCGAGGCACUUGACAAAGAGCGUGUGGCAGCGGCAGAGGUUGGCGCACAGGGUCAACUGCCGGUGCCGCACAUGGAUGAGACAGCAGUCGCGGAUGAUACAGUGUCAGCAGAAGCACAAGCCAGCGCAGCCGACCAAAGCGACGCUGCGGAAGAGCAGAUGCAGGACUAUUUCGACGAGGACGAGUCCUCCGAAAAUGCUUCGGACGUGGACGGCGACGCUGAGCUCGCAGCGCUGCGUGCCGAGGCGCAGGAUGCAGAUGCAGACGAUUCGCCGGUGCCUGCGCGUCGGCGUCGCGCUCCCUAG